GCCACUCCGCAGGAGCCCCCUGCCCCGGCUCCCCAAGUGGGCAGUGGAGCCGGCCCUGCACCUGGGCGCGCCAUGCGCAGCACCACGCUGCUGGCUUUGCUGGCGCUGGUCCUGCUGUACUUGGUGCUGGGUGCCCUGGUGUUCCGGGCGCUGGAGCAGCCCCACGAGCAGCAGGCCCAGAGGGAACUGGGUGAGCUCAGCGAGAAGUUCCUGAGGGCCCACCCGUGUGUGAGCCAGCAGCAGCUGGGGCUCUUCAUCAAGGAGGUGGCCGGCGCCCUGGGAGGGGGCGCGGACCCAGAGACCAACUCGUCCAGUAACAGCAGCCACUCGGCCUGGGACCUGGGCAGCGCCUUCUUUUUCUCCGGCACCAUCAUCACCACCAUCGGUUACGGCAACGCAGCCCUCCGCACCGACGCUGGGCGCCUGUUCUGCAUCUUCUACGCGCUGGUGGGGAUCCCGCUGUUCGGGAUCCUGCUGGCGGGGGUCGGGGACCGGCUGGGUUCCUCCCUGCGCCGUGGCAUCGGCCACAUCGAAGCGGUCUUCCUGAAGUGGCACGUGCCCCCGGAGCUGGUGCGAGUGCUGUCGGCGAUGCUCUUUCUGCUCAUCGGCUGCCUGCUCUUUGUCCUCACGCCCACCUUCGUGUUCUGCUACAUGGAGGAGUGGAGCAAGCUGGAAGCCAUCUACUUUGUCAUAGUGACGCUCACCACUGUGGGCUUCGGCGACUAUGUGGCCGGCGCUGACCCCCGGCAGGACUCUCCAGCCUACCAGCCGCUGGUGUGGUUCUGGAUCCUGCUCGGCCUGGCCUACUUCGCCUCGGUGCUCACCACCAUCGGGAACUGGUUGCGAGUGGUGUCCCGGCGAACUCGGGCAGAGAUGGGCGGCCUCACGGCGCAGGCCGCCAGCUGGACCGGCACGGUGACGGCGCGGGUGACCCAGCGAGCCGGGCCCACCGCACCGCCGGAGAAGGAGCGUCCCUUGCUGCCCCCACCGCCCUGCCCCGCGCAGCCGGUCAGCAAGCCCCCGUCCCCGGCGCCCGCGCCCGCGGAGAAGCCCGAGACGCCGUCCCCGCCCACGGCCUCCGCCCUGGACUACCCCAGCGAGAACCUGGCCUUCAUCGACGAGUCCUCGGACACGCAAAGCGAGCGCGGUUUCGCGCAGCCCCGCGCGCCGCGGGGGCGCCGCCGCCCCAACCCCCCAAGGCGGCCCGCGCGGCCCCGGGGUCCCGGGCGUGCCCGGGACAAAGGCGUGCAGGUGUAG
Lepus europaeus (European hare) is the source of this 1257-nucleotide messenger RNA. It is a transcript of the gene KCNK4, whose product is annotated as potassium two pore domain channel subfamily K member 4. The coding region runs from base 73 to 1257 and encodes 394 amino acids. Gene Ontology annotation, cellular component: membrane. Gene Ontology annotation, molecular function: potassium ion leak channel activity. Gene Ontology annotation, biological process: potassium ion transmembrane transport; stabilization of membrane potential. The record is from RefSeq and is a predicted model, not a curated record. NCBI's taxonomy places the organism in Eukaryota, Metazoa, Chordata, Mammalia, Lagomorpha, Leporidae. The transcript is spliced from 6 exons.